This is a messenger RNA of Pipra filicauda (Wire-tailed manakin), 2704 nucleotides long. It is a transcript of the gene BZW1, whose product is annotated as basic leucine zipper and W2 domains 1. The coding region runs from base 132 to 1391 and encodes 419 amino acids. NCBI's taxonomy places the organism in Eukaryota, Metazoa, Chordata, Aves, Passeriformes, Pipridae. Gene Ontology annotation, molecular function: protein binding. The record is from RefSeq and is a predicted model, not a curated record. The transcript has 12 exons. Gene Ontology annotation, cellular component: cytoplasm; membrane.
CUCUUCCUCUGGCGUCGGUUCCGCUCGCACAGCUCUCUCUCCGCUGCCGCCGCUCCUCGCCGCCGCUCUCGCCCGUCUGCGCUCCGGGCCGCUCGGGCGUUUUCUCUCUGCCUUAAAGUCGGGUGUCUUUUAUGAAUAAUCAAAAGCCGCAGAAGCCGACACUAUCGGGCCAGCGUUUUAAAACCAGAAAGAGAGAUGAAAAAGAGAGGUUUGACCCUACUCAGUUCCAGGACUGUAUUAUUCAAGGUUUAAGUGAAACUGGCACUGACUUGGAGGCAGUAGCAAAGUUUCUUGAUGCUUCUGGUGCAAAACUUGACUAUCGCCGCUAUGCAGAAACACUUUUUGACAUCCUGGUGGCUGGUGGAAUGCUGGCCCCAGGUGGUACCUUGGCAGACGACAUGACACGCACAAACGUCUGUGUAUUUGCAGCACAGGAAGACCUAGAAACCAUGCAAGCAUUUGCUCAGGUUUUUAACAAGCUCAUCAGGCGUUACAAGUACCUGGAGAAAGGCUUUGAAGAUGAAGUCAAAAAGUUGCUGCUGUUCCUGAAAGGGUUCUCAGAAUCUGAGCGGAACAAACUGGCCAUGCUGACGGGUAUUCUGCUGGCCAAUGGGACACUGAAUGCAUCGAUUCUCAACAGUCUUUACAAUGAGAACUUGGUUAAAGAAGGUGUUUCUGCAGCUUUUGCAGUCAAGCUCUUCAAAUCAUGGAUAAAUGAGAAAGAUAUUAAUGCAGUGGCUGUCAGUCUUCGCAAAGUAAACAUGGAUAAUAGACUGAUGGAACUCUUCCCAGCCAACAAACAAAGUGUUGAACACUUCUCUAAGUACUUCACUGAAGCAGGACUAAAAGAACUUUCUGAGUAUGUUCGGAACCAGCAAUCCAUAGGAGCUCGGAAGGAGCUGCAGAAAGAACUGCAGGAGCAGAUGUCGCGGGGAGAUCCGUUCAAGGAUAUCAUCUUGUACGUGAAGGAGGAGAUGAAGAAAAACAACAUCUCGGAACAGACUGUGGUAGCCAUAAUCUGGUCAAGUGUAAUGAGCACAGUGGAAUGGAACAAAAAGGAGGAGCUGGUAGCAGAGCAAGCCAUUAAGCAUUUGAAGCAAUACAGCCCUCUACUUGCUGCCUUCACCACCCAAGGUCAGUCAGAGCUGACUCUUCUGUUGAAGAUUCAGGAGUAUUGUUAUGACAACAUUCACUUCAUGAAGGCCUUCCAGAAAAUAGUGGUGCUCUUCUAUAAAGCUGAAGUUCUGAGUGAAGAACCCAUCUUGAAGUGGUACAAAGAUGCACAUCUUGCUAAAGGAAAGAGUGUUUUUCUGGAGCAGAUGAAAAAGUUUGUUGAAUGGCUCAAGAAUGCUGAAGAAGAGUCGGAGUCUGAAGCUGAAGAAGGUGACUGACCUGAGAAACUCUGUCCUCAGUAAAGCAAACAGGAGCUGUAGAUAAGUGUCAUGUCUCAUGUGUCCUUCUGAUUCUUACAUCCUACCUCCCUGUAUCAAGCAUGAUAUAAGGGCUCUCAUGGCAAUUUAUUUUAACUGUUUUCUAUAGUUAUUGAAAUACUGGAUUUAGUUUUUAAAACCACGUUCAAGUAGCUUACUGGAGCUGUUAUAGAUUUGACUCUAACCUGCAUUUGUCCUUUCAGUUACCUUCUACCUCCUGUAUUUUCUACUGUAAUACUGUCAUUUAAAGCCUUCCACAGUGAAAUCCACCUUACCCCUUGGAAUUUCUAUCUGUAUUGGAGUAGAUGUGAUAUGGUGAAUGAGACAGGGCAGUUCUGCUUGCAGAUUAAACUGUAAAAAGUCUCCAAGUGAAUCAACCAUGGCUUGUGUGGCACUGCAGUCUGUAACACUUACUCCAAAUAGCCUCUUUCAUCAGUGGCUGUCCAUGUCCCCAAGUACUCUGUCAUCCCUUUACUAGACUUCCAGCAUAAAGCAAUCCUCUAUUCCAACUGCAGGGUGAGGUGGGUGCCCCACUCCUGCAAGCUAUUGGAGAGAAGCUGUUGUGGUGGCAGUGACUGCUAACUGUGUAGGACAUGAAGAGUGGCACCUCUGAGCCUGCUGGCUGUCACAGCUGGUGGCCUGUGUUCCUGAGGGGCUGUCAGGCGCCCCUGCGGCUGAGCAUCAGUUCUGGGGGCGCCUUUCCCCUUCCCUCAUGGAAGUACAAGCAGUGCUGUCCCAUAUACAGCUUUCUCGAGCUGGGCUAUGCUGCUGGCUGGGGUGGGGGGGCAGCUUCUUUGUGCUGCUCUGUAAAUGCAUGGCUGCUGGAAGCUAAGACAGCCAAAACUCCACCCCUCGAAGUUUAAAGAUUCUUUUAUGCUGGCAGUUGACAUGCUAAACCAAACUGCUUAUCUGCUCCCUGAAACUUUACUUCCUAAUGGAAAUUCUCAGGACAGUUCAAUUCAGAAAGCUUGGGUCAAAGAGUGAAGUCUAUACUGUUGUAAGCUAAGUGAGCAUUAACUGAAAUACUGGUAACCAGAGUACACCUAAUAAAAUAAUGAAAAAAUUGGUCAUCACAAUGCAAUCUGUUCAAUACUACAGUGAUCUUCCUUACUUUGUAACUUUUUUUUUAAAGCAAAUAAAGGCCAUCCUUACACUUAAUGUCAAGGGAUAUCUCUGCUCCUUAUCCAAAAAGAAAGCAACAGUGACACUAAAGGGUAAAAAGCAGGUCUUCUGCUAUUUCAAGGACCAUUGAAUAAAACAUAAUUAAAAUAAUA